AUGGAUAUUCACAAACCUGUUGAUGGGGGAAGCACUACCAAGGAAAAGGGAGCUGAUUUACCUGCACCAGCUGCAGCUGCAACUGCACCCAAACUUGAGCUGAAGCCACUUCCCGAGCAUUUGAGAUGGGUGGAGGCGAUCCCAACUGUCACUAAUGAUUCUAAGGCGGAGUUGGCCAAUCGAGAGAUCAAGCAAAUUUUGGAGAAGAGCAUCGCAAACAGGAAAGAUUGGGCAAAACAUUUGGAUGAUGCUCUUUGGGUGUAUCGCACUGCCUACAAGACUCCAAUUGGUAUGUCUCUCUAUCAACUUGUUUUUAGCAAAUCUUGUCAUUUACCUGAUGAGAUUGAGCACAAGGCAUAUUGGGCGACGAGGAGAAUCAAUUUGAAGUUUAAGGAGGCCGGUCAUACAAGGCGAGAUUUGUUGACGGAGUUGGAUAAGUGGAUGAAUGAAGCUUAUGAGAGUUCUCGAAUCUACAAGGAAAGAGCAAAGAAGUUCCAUGAUUUGAGCAUCCGCACAAAAGAAUUCAAGCCGGGACAUGAGGUACUCUUGUAUGAUUCUAAGCUUCGGUUAUUUCCUGGCAAGCUGCAGUCUAGAUGGAGAGGUCCAUAUGUGGUUCACAAGAGCAAUCGGAAUGGGACUUAUGAGUUGCUUGCGUCGAAUGGGUCCACUUUUACUGUUAAUGGCCAUCGCCUUAAACCGUACUUCAAAGCAGAGUUGGUGGAAGUGGUCAAUUUCGUUGAUCCAUAA
This is a messenger RNA of Salvia miltiorrhiza (redroot sage), 747 nucleotides long. RefSeq lists its product as uncharacterized. Gene Ontology annotation, molecular function: nucleic acid binding. Lineage: Eukaryota; Viridiplantae; Streptophyta; Magnoliopsida; Lamiales; Lamiaceae. The transcript has 3 exons. The coding region runs from base 1 to 747 and encodes 248 amino acids. The record is from RefSeq and is a predicted model, not a curated record.